Molecule: messenger RNA, 3810 nt
Organism: Lachancea dasiensis
Lineage: Eukaryota; Fungi; Ascomycota; Saccharomycetes; Saccharomycetales; Saccharomycetaceae
Source: the annotation of a GenBank genome assembly
AUGGUGAGAUCAACCUCGAGAUUGGAGUUCAAACAUUCCAUCAUCUCAACGAUAAAAGAUAAUGUAUCUACGACGCAAAUACUGGAACGGCUCGCGCAGUUACAAGAUGAACUGUCUGGUCUGCAACAAGGCGUGGUCAACCUGGCUACUGUUAACCGGUACAAAUCUGAACUAGUCAAUAGGAAGGUAUUAAAGAGCAAGGACCUUGGUAUAAGGGCCUUCGCAGCCUGCUGCCUUAGUGACAUAUUGAGACUCUAUGCACCAGACGCGCCUUACACGGACAAGGAGCUGGUGGAAAUAUUCCAACUGUUUUUGGAGCAGUUCAGUCUUCUUCAGCAGCCUGAGAACGGGUACAUCAUGCAGCAAACAUACCUCAUCACAAAUUUACUAGAGUACAGAUCAAUUGUUCUCAUUACAGACCUACCGAACUCUUCUCAGCUCAUCAACGAGCUUUUUGAAAUAUUUUAUGCGCCAAAAAAUGCUGCGAUACCUGAGAAACUGUUCGCGGUAAUCAGUGGACUCAUGGGUGAAAUUAUCUCCGAGUGUGAUUCUAUGCCCAUGUCAGCACUGAAGCUGGUCUUCAACAAGUUUUUAUCCCAUAAGCGAGGUGUAUCUUUGAGUGGACUCAGCUACAAAAAGGACUCUGGGCUGGCGCUAAGUCUUGGUAUCUGCCAAACUUACUCAAACAGACUGGGGCGCCACUUCAUCAAAUUCUAUUCCGAGAUCAUGUAUGAAGUUCUGGCGGAGGAUGAAGACGAACAAGAAAUCGACAAAGAUUCGUCUUCCUACAAAACCCUGGUGAAGCUUGGGAGGUUGACGACCGAACUCUGGAUUCAUGCCCCGGAUCUGGUCGGCUCUGUCAUUGGUUUUCUGUAUCAAUUGCUCAAUUCAGAUAACGAAUUGUUCAGAGAAGCCGCGACACGAUGUGUCAGUGAAAUGCUAAAGACUUCCUCUUUAAUCAACUUUGCUGUGGCUCACAGUGACACUUACAAGUUGUGGUUAACGAAGAUGGCGGAUAUUAGCUCACAGGUGAGGCAUGCUUGGGUUUCCGAGAUUCCACAGAUUUUGAGCGAACGUAGCGACCUUGCAACUGAAAUCGCAAGAGGUCUGGCAAAGGCAUUGAUAGACUCCGAUCAUUCUGUUCGUCUACGUGCAGUUCGUGUAUUCCACGAACUUCCUGUCAAAAGGCUUUGGGGAUGUAUUUCAAAUCCAGCUGUCUUUACGGGACUCUUGCAUUUAACUAGGGAAGCUCGCCCGGAUAUCAGAACUGAGUGCAUAGAGGCGGUCGCAAGAAUUUAUGAUGAAUCAUUGCAAGAAAUUCCAAGAAAUGACGAAAAUAAAGAAGCUUGGGAGGUAGUAGACUCCAUUCCUAGCAUUUUUUUCAAUCUUUACUACAUCAACGAUCCAAAUAUCAAUAUGCAAGUGGACCGCCUUCUUUUUGAGCGAUUUUUGCCUUUGGAUCUUAGCAAGGAAGCGUUUGUCAAUAAGUUGUUGAACAUGAUGGCAAAUUUCGACGAAAAGGCAUGCUCCUCCUUUUACGCUUUUAACAAACGGCAGGAACAAAUGUCUGUGGUGCUUUCGAAAUUCCUUUCUUUUUGCGAGAACUCAUUCUCAUCUGAUGUGGGUGUUGCUAAGUUUUCCGCUGAAAAAUUGACCAAAACAAUCGAUUGGUUCUGCCAAGGCUUCUCAAAGGAAUAUAAUGUUCAGGAGAUUUUGAAAGUGUUCAAAGAACUGAAUGAUCGCCGAUUGCACCACCUCAUUCGGGUAGCUAUUGAUGAGGCGUCCAACCAUACCACGGUUCGCAACGCAAUCACCGAGCUUUUUAAAAGGCUGGCAGACCCUGAGCUUUUUAGGAAACGAAAUCUAAAGAUCGAUUCACGCUUUACCAGAGAGCACUUUACUUUAGUGAUAAAAGUGCUAGUUUACCGAGCUGCUUCGGUAAUUUUCAAUGUUUCUAGUCUGGCAGUUUUACUAAAAAACGCAGGUACGUCACAGAACUCAGAACUUUCGCUUAAAAGACAGUUGAUCGAAAAUAUAUCUGUCAUAAAGCCAGGGGCUUUCAAGGGACAGAUCAACAGCUUAGUAAACGUCAUCAUUAAAUUUGACGAACACACAUCCGAUCCUAGUGCAACACUCAGCUUAGCAGAGGCAAUGAGAACACUUUACAAGAUUUCAAAGUCAAAUCGCCAGCAUCUGAAAUCGUCAGAUCCGUUUUUUUUUGAUAAAUUAGAAGACUAUGCCAAGCAUGGGAGCAUCAUAACUGCAAAAUAUGCUACAAAGCUGUUGAGCCUGCUAUGGGACGCUCGAGACUACUUCAUGAGGAUUAAAACAUCUAUUCUACCGCUCAACCUUGAAUCCAAAUAUUUGGCUACUAAUGUACUUGUUCUUUCUGAAAUUAUUAAGUCAGAUCCGCAACUUUUGGAGGAAGAAUCGACCGAAGUCGUCAGUUUGCUCAUCAAAGAAGUUCUACUGACUAACAAAACCGUCGGCGAUACUGACGGCCAAGCAUCUUGGAUAUCGGAUGAUGAGAUUUUCUGUAACGAGGCGAAUAGCUUUUUGGCGGCAAAGAUCUUUUCUUUGAAAUUGUUUGCAAGGAAACUUCAAGUGAUGGCAUUAGAUACCGAACAAAAUGAAAUGACCAAUGCUUUCAUUGAAAGGAUUCUGAAGCUUUUCUUCUAUUUGAUUGCAAGCGGUGGUGAGCUGAUAUCAGAGUUCAAUGAGAGAUAUUAUCCUACUCCUAGCAACUACCAAAGCAAACUCAGAUGUUAUUCUGGACUUCAGAUCUUGAAAUUGGCUAGACACUCCACCUUGAAUAAGUUCAUCAGACCAGGUGAUAUUGGCAAACUGGUAAACUUGAUGGAAGAUGAGUCUUUCGAGGUAAGAAGUUUGUUUAUUGGAAAACUAAAGGAUUUUGCGGGGGACGAGGUCAUAUCAAUAAAAUACCUUCCACUAAUAUUUUUCACCGCUUAUGAGCCUGAUAUGCCAUUGAAAAGCACUACCAAAAUGUGGAUUAGUCUGACGCUGACAAAGGAAAACUUCAAAAAAGGAACCUUUUUCGAAAGAGUGCUCCCAAGAUUGAUUCACUCAAUUGCACAUCAUCCAGACAUAGAAGAAGGGCUCCAGAUAAAGGGGGAACAGUUCAUGAGCAGUCUCGCCACUGCUACUGGAUACCUGGUUUUCUACUUUCAUGCAGUUGCAAAUCCACAUAACUUAUCUCUCUUGUACUACCUUGCAGGCAGAAUAAGACAGUACAAGGACAGUCUACUUGACGAGAGUGUGGACAACGACAAAAUGGCUAAUGACGAAAAGCUACGAAACUCUAGCAUCAAGGGCUCUGGUAUAUAUAUAAUAUCAGAAUUGGCCCAGCUCAUUCUUGGACAGUUUAAAGAACAGAACACUUGGACACUGUCGUCCUACCCUGGAAAAUUAAAUCUGCCGUCGGAUCUAUUUGAGCCAUUUGAUACUAUUGAGGAUGCUCGGAAGAAUACUUUCGAGGUCUUCGUAAAACCCAAUGAGCUUGAAAGUCUCAAGAAAAUGAUCAGUGUCAAAGUGACCCGUCUGUACAAACAGCGGGGAACAGUUCUGAAAUCGUUGGGCCAGAAAAGACCGCUUACCGACGAACGACGCCCGACGAAGAAAGGGCGUCAGGCUGAACAAGCACCUAUCGAUGGCGAUGACAAUGGUAAUGAUGAUGGGGACAACGCCUAUGUUCCGCCCAAAAUAUCUACAGAUACCAAAUCAGAGACAAGAAAAAGUUCCAGGCAGAAGAAGGCUGUGGAUUACGCAGAUGACAACAGUGACGAGGAUUGA